Messenger RNA from Haliaeetus leucocephalus (bald eagle), 2138 nucleotides. RefSeq names its product transmembrane protein 161A (gene TMEM161A). NCBI's taxonomy places the organism in Eukaryota, Metazoa, Chordata, Aves, Accipitriformes, Accipitridae. The record is from RefSeq and is a predicted model, not a curated record. The transcript is spliced from 12 exons. Bases 26 to 1468 code for a protein of 480 amino acids.
CGGCCGCCUUUGCAUUGACCCCGGCAUGGCGGUGAUGGGGGUGCAGGUGGUGGUGAGCCUUCUGGCAGCCAGCGUCAUGCAGAAGAUGGCCCCGCAUUGCUCCUUCGCUCGCUGGCUGCUCUGCAAUGGCAGCCUGCACCGCUACAAGCAUCCCUCGGAUGAGGAGCUCUGCGCCCUGGCAGGCAAGCAGCGUCCCAAGGCCAAGCGGGACAGGAGGAUGAACGGCAUGACGGAUGACAAGCCCCUCUCUGUGCCCCGGGACAUCGACCUCCGCCUGGACACCAGCCCCAUCACUGCCGUGGAUGCUCUCGUGCUGCGCUAUUUCCUGGAGUACCAGUGGUUCGUGGAUUUUGCCGUCUACUCCACUGCCGUGUACCUCUUCACCGAGGGCUACUACUGCCUGGCGGACCCCCAGAAGGAGACGAACAUCGGGGUGCUCUGGUGCCUGCUGACGGUCAUCUUCUCCGUCAAGGUCUUCUUCAUGGUGAUGCGCCAUUACUUCCGCUCGGAGGAGGGGGGUGAGCGCUCUGUCUGCCUCACCUUCGCCUUCUUCUUCCUCCUCCUCGCCAUGGUGGCCCUGGUCAUCCGUGAGGACUACCUGGAGUUCGGCCUUGAGCCCGGGCUGGCCGGUGUCAGCAGCAACCUGGAGAGCAUCCUGAAGCAGCGGGGCUGGGAGUGGACGUUGCCCCUCGCCAAGCUGGCCUUCAAGCUGGGGCUGGUGGCCCUGUGCUCCUUCUUGGGUGCCUGCCUGACCUUCCCGGGGCUACGCCUGGCCCAGACGCACCUCGACGCUCUCCGGAUGGCGGCCGACAAGCCCCUGACCCAGGUCCUGCUCCACAUGAGUUUCCUGGCACCUGUCCUCGUGGUGGUGAUGUGGAUCAAGCCCAUCUCGCGGGAAUUCCUGCUCCACGCACCCAUGGGCAAGCAGACGGUGCAGCUCAUGUCGGACUCUGCCUACAACACCGCGCGCCUCUGGACCAUCGUCAGCCUCUGCCUGUUGCGCCUGGCCGUCACCCGCCAUCACCUCCAGGCGUACCUGGGCCUGGCCGAGCGCUGGGUGGAGCAGAUGAGGAAGGAAGCCGGGCGCAUCGCUGUCCUGGAGAUCCAGCGCAAGAUCGCGAGGAUUUACUGCUACGUCUCCGUGGUCAGCCUGCAGUACCUGGGACCCAUCAUCCUCACCCUCCACUGCACGCUGCUCCUCAAGACGCUGGGGCACCACUCAUGGGGGCUGUACCCGGAGCCCCCUCCCCUCCCCCUGGCAGCAACUGCAGCAUCGCCGCAUCCCGGCGGCGAGGACAGGGAGGACGUGCGUGCCGCAGUGGAGCAGAUCACGGGCGUUUUGGGUGGCAUCUUCACCCCCCUCUUCUUGCGCGGACUCUUCGCCUUCCUCACCUGGUGGGUGGCCGCCUGCCAGGUCGUCACCAGCCUCUUCGGCCUCUACUUCCACCAGUACCUGGCAGCCUCCUGACUGGAGGGAACUGGGACGUGCCUCGGGGCGCAGUCGGUGCUCGGCUGCUGGUCCCCUUGCUCCUGCCUUGGCCGGUUUCCCCCCCUUCGGACGUGCUGGCGGCACACGUGGACACGCACAUGGGGAUACGUCUGCCACCAGCUCUCGGCACGACGGGUUUUAUGCAUGUGGGCCAGCGUGGGCAUCGCCUGCUCCUGCCGCCGAUCACCACUGUGCCUGCUCUCGCCCCGCUGCCGCUCCGGGCUGCAUCCCUCCAGCCCCUCUUCCCCUUUCCUGAUCCUGCACGGUGAUGGAGGAACCAAAGCCCCGCAGCUGGGUUUGCUGCUGCCUGCUCUGACCCGACACGGGGACGCUUUGCCGCUGUGUCUUCCUGGAGGGCAGCGGCUCCUGCCAGCCCUGGGUGAUAGGUGCUGGGCAGAGGACGCGGUGGGGAUCGCCCUUGCGUGGUAGAGACCCUACGGCCAGGUUGGAGCAGCAGCUUGGGUUACCAGCACAGACUUUGGGGUUUGCUCUGCCUAGCGUUUGCCUCCACCGGUGGAGGGUGAGUGUAUUUUUGUAGGGUUGCUGCUCUAGCCAGCUGGGUCAGGGCUCCUUGGGGGUCAUCCCUCUGCUUUGCGUGAAAUCCUCAGGCCCAGCAGCCUCGGCUGUUGGCUGUUUUAGAAAUAAAUAA